CUGAGCUCCGCCCUCCGCCUCCCGCCGGCCUCGCUCCCUCCUCCCGCCUCCCUCGCUCGCUCGCUCGCUCCCUCCCCCCGGCCGGCUCGGCGCUGACUCCGCCGCACGCUGCAGCCGCGGCUGGAAGAUGGCGGGGAACGACUGCGGCGCGCUGCUGGACGAAGAGCUCUCCUCCUUCUUCCUCAACUAUCUCGCCGACACGCAGGGUGGGGGGUCCGGGGAGGAGCAACUCUGCGCUGACUUUCCCGAGCUUGACCUCUCCCAGCUGGAUGCCAGCGACUUUGACUCAGCCACCUGCUUCGGGGAGCUGCAGUGGUGCCCAGAGAACUCCGACACUGAACCCAGCCAGUAUAGCCCCGAUGACUCCGAGCUCUUCCAGAUCAUCGACAGUGAGAAUGAGGCCCUCCUGGCAGCGCUCACCAAGACCCUGGACGAAAUCCCUGAAGACGACGUGGGUCUGGCUGCCUUCCCGGCCCUGGACGGUGGAGACGCACCAUCCUGCACUUCGGCUUCACCUGCCACCUCAUCUGCACCCCCCAGCCCCAGCCCCUCGCUGGAAAGGCCCCAGGCCCCGACGCCUGAGGUGGACGAACUCUCCCUGCUGCAGAAACUCCUCCUCGCCACGUCCUACCCGACCUCAAGCUCCGAUACCCAGAAGGAAGGGACCACCUGGCGCCAGGCAGGCCUCAGGUCUAGGAAUCAGCGGCCCUGUGUCAAGGUGGACGGCACCCAAGACAAGAAGGCCCCCCCGACGCAGUCUCAGAGUCGGAGUCGGACAGAGCUGCAGAAGCACCUCACUUCAGGGCCCCCCUGCCCCCAGACUGAAGCCCGCUCCCCAGGCAGGGGCUUGCAGCCACCACCCUCCCUGAGCCCCCAGCUCCCAGCCAAGGAGGAGGAGGAAGCUGGUGAGGACUGCCCGAGCCCCCAGCCGGCUCCAGCCUCGCCCCAGGCCCCCCCAGCCCCGGGCAGGGCAGGCCCCGGCGCCCAGGGGUCCCGGGAGGACAUGCAGGAGAUGGUGAAGCUCAUUCGCUACAUGCACACCUACUGCCUUCCCCAGAGGAAGCUGCCCCCACAGGCCCCAGAGCCAGCCCCCCAGCCCUGCGGCAGCCCCUCCAAGCAGGUCAAACCCCGGCCCCGGUCCCAGCACCCUUCCAAAGGCUCCUGGGCUGAGUUCUCCAUCCUGAGGGAACUUCUGGCUCAAGAUGUCCUCUGUGAUGUCAGCAAACCUUACCGCCUGGCCACACCUGUCUACGCCUCCCUCACGCCCCGGCCCAGGCCCAGGCCCCCCAAAGACAGCCAGGCCUCCCCUGGCCACCCGUCCCCCGUGGAGGAGGUGAGGAUCACAGCUUCGCCCAGGAGCACCGGGCCCAGGCCCAGCCUGCGCCCACUGCGGCUUGAGGUGAAAGGACAUGCCGGCCAGUCAGCCAGGCUGCAGCGGGAGGAGGAAGAGGAGGAGGAGGAAGAGGAAGAGGAGGAGGAAGAGGAGGAGGAGGAGGAGGAGUGGGGCCGGAAAAGACCGGGCCGAGGCCUGCCGUGGACCAAGCUGGGGAGGAAGCUGGAGAACGUGGUGUGCCCCGUGCGGCGUUCCAGGAGACUGAACCCGGAGCUGGGUCCCUGGCUGGCAUUAUCCGAUGAGUCUCUGGUCCCUGCGGAGCCCCAAGGAGCUCUGCCCUCGCUGCGCCUGGCUCCCGAGGCCUACGACAUGGCGGGGGCACUGGGCAGCCCCACGGAUGAGGACAGUGGCCAAGACCAGCAGCUCCCACGGGGACCCCAGAUCCCGGCUCUGGAGAGCCCCUGUGAGAGUGGGUGUGGGGACACGGAUGAGGACCCCAGCUGCCCACGGCUCCCUUCCAGAGACUCUCCCAGGUGCCUCAUGCUGGCCUUGUCACAAAGUGACCCUCCUUUCGGCAGGAAGAGCUUUGAGCAGACCUUGACGGUGGAGCUCUGUGGCACCGCAGGACUCACCCCACCCACCACACCUCCCUACAAGCCCACAGAGGAGGACCCCUUCAAGCCAGACAUCAAACACAGCCCAGGCGAGGACAGAGCUCCCAGCCUCCCCAGCUUGGAGGGCCUCCAGCUUGGGGCCGCCCCCGUGGCUGCCCACAAGCUGCCAAAGAAGCACCCAGAACGGAGCGAGCUCCUGUCCCACCUGCGGCAUGGUACAGCCCAGCCAGCCUCCCAGACUGGUCAGAAGCGCCCCUUCUCCUGCUCCUUCGGAGACCAUGAUUACUGCCAGGUGCUCAAGCCAGAAGGUGCCCUGCAGAGGAAGGUGCUGAGGUCCUGGGAGCCGUCUGGGGUCCACCUUGAGGACUGGCCCCUUGUUGGGGCCCCACGGGCUGCGGGGCAGGCCUCCGACAGGGAGGAAGACAGAAGCUGUGACGGUGGUGCCCCCACCAAGGACAGCGCGCUCCUGAGAGACCACGAGAUCCGCGCCAGCCUCACCAAGCACUUCGGGCUCCUGGAGGCCGCCCUGGAGGACGAAGACCUGGCCUCCUGUAAGAGUGCGGAGUAUGACACAGUCUUUGAGGACAGCAACAGUAGCAGUGGUGAGAGCAGCUUCCUCCUGGAGGAGGACGAGGACGAGGACGAUGAAGAGGACGACUCGGGGCUCAGCCCCCCUCGCUCUGACCACUGCCCCUACCAGAGCCCCCCAAGCAAGGCCAGUCGGCAGCCCUGCUCCCGCAGCCGCUCCAGCUCCGGCUCCACCUGCCGCUCCUGGUCACCAGCCGCCCGGAGGACCUUCAGAUGUGAGAGCAGAGGGCCGUGUUCAGACGGAACGCCAAGCGUCCGGCAUGCCAGGAAGCGGCGGGAAAAGGCCAUUCAGGGCGAAGGCCGUGUGGUGUAUGUUCGAAAUCUCUCCAGUGACAUGAGCUCCCGAGAGCUGAAGCGGCGCUUCGAAGUGUUUGGUGAGAUUGUGGAGUGCCAGGUGCUGACGAGAAGCAGGAGAGGCGAGAAGUACGGCUUCAUCACCUACCGGUGUUCGGAGCAUGCUGCCCUGUCUCUGAGGAAUGGCGCUGCCCUGCGGAAACGCAACGAACCCUCCUUCCAGCUGAGCUAUGGAGGACUCCAGCACCUCUGCUGGCCCAGACACACUGACUAUGAUUCCAAUUCAGAAGAGGCCCUUCCUGCGUCAGUGAAAAACAAGUACGAAGCCAUGGAUUUUGACAGCUUACUGAAGGAGGCCCAGCAGAGCCUGCAUUGAUAACAGCCUUAACCUUCGAGGAAUACCUCAAUACCUCAGACAAGGCCCUUCCAAUAUGUUUACGUUUUCAAAGAAAUUAAGUAUACAAGAAGGCGAGAGCACGAGCGCGUGAGAGAACACACGUGAGAGAGAGAGAGAGAGAGACUUGAAACUGCUGUCCUUUUAAAAAAAAAUAAUCAAUGUUUACAUUGAACAAAGCUGCUUCCGUCUGUGAGUUUCCAUGGUGUUGAUGUCCCACUGCCACCAUAGCGUCCUCGCUUCCGGCGGGCGGCCCUGGGCGCGCCUCCCGGUGCUGGGCCAGCCCCCGUCCCCUCGCUCCCUGCCCGGCUCCCCUCGUAGACGUGCAGCCGUGUGCACCAUAACAGUUCUCGUCCGUAGUAUGUGAUGAUGAAAUUGUUACUCGUGAAUAGAAUCAGGAUUAUACACUCGUUUUUAAUUGAAGAAAAACAAAGUAUAUCCUUCAAAUAAUGUAUUUAUGGCUCAGACGUACUGUGCCUGGGAUUAUUGUAUCGCUUCCUUGAGUUUUUAACUAUGCACUGUCGUGAGGUGUUUGCCACUGAGUUGCCGUGCUCCCUGGGCCAGGGCGCCCUAGAGGUGCUGGGUGGCUGGCGGGUUGGUCCCCAGGGGAGCGCGGGCUGCAGCCACAAGUCAGAGCAGUGGAGAAAGGCUUCUGGGACUCGCCUGCCAAGCUCUGCCCUGUCUCUCACUGAGCACGUAUGGGUCCAGUUCCAGUUGGAACCCUCACCUGGUGCCAGCCGGUGCUCGGAGCUUGGACCUGGCCUGGAGUGCUCGGAUCCUGGCAGAGCCUGUAAGGAAGGUGGGGUGAGCCGCCUGAUUCUUGUUUUCCCAGGCGAGGUGGGCAGUGCCCCAAGAGGGGAUGUGACUUGCCCGAGGUCCCAUGGCCAGUGACGGGGCGGAGCAGUGACCCAGCCCAGGCCUCCUGAUUCCUGGUCCCAUGCUCUUGCAAUAGCUGGGGUAAAGAUGCACAGUUCCAGGGGCCGGUAGAGGUGAGGCCAGCUACGUUGGGCCACAGGCUAGAGGCCUCUGGGCUUACUUGGAGGGUUAAGUCGAAAGCUGGCUCGCCAGCAUUAGGCAAGUUUAGGCUCGGGCAUGCGUCUUGAUCCAGAGGGUUCUGUGGUUUGCCUAUACAUGUGGACAUGCCAUCAGAACCUCAGUGACAUACCUGGAGUGGCACAGGCAGGUGAUCUGGGAGCAGUCAUCCUUCCGGGGCCAGCCACCAACCCAUUCUCCUCCUACCAGCUUGUCUUGAGGCAGGGGAAGCAGGAGGGGCAUGUGGGGGCCGGGGGUGGAGAAGACAAUCUCCAAGGUCCUUUCCAACUUAGACAACAUUCUAAUUGGGCUUUACUUUAAAUUUUAUGUUCUUGAGUGAUGUCAAAACCAUGUCCAGCUUAGAUGUUCUGCAGGUGCCUUGGGGGGCCAUUCGUGAGGGAAAGCAUGGCCAGGCAGGGUAUGAGCUCGUUACCUCCAACUUCAUCUCAUUCGUAUGUCAGGGUUCCUUGGGAAAUUUUUGUAUUAAGAAGAAAAGAAAGAGAAAAAGUCCUGCUUGCUUUAAAAACUUUUGAAAUUAACUCAGUAAACUCAACAAGCUAAUUUAAUCUAUUGCUCCUGCCAGGCUUAGAACUUUGAGAAUUGGUAUUUGAUCAUUAUUAUUAUUUUUAAGCUGAUCAGAUACCUGAGUAGGUAUCCCAUGGGCUUGUCCUGGGAGGUGAGCAUACUCCAAGCCCACGGAGAAGAAGGCUGGAGGAAGCGGGCUUUAGAAGGAAUAGGGAAUUUGAGCUCCUGCGUAUCAAGUCACUUCCUUCUACCUCCCUGGGCCCCAACUUCCUUUUCUGUGAAAUGGACUGAGGGGGAGAAGUAGGCAAGAAGUAGGGACCCUAAGGUCCCUGCCAGCUCUUCUGCAAAGGUGGUCUCUAGCUCAAGAUGGCAAAUACAUGGCUCAUGUACCACUAUUGCCACAUCCUUGGCCAGUGGCAGACAUAACUAAUCGACCACAGCACUCAUGUUCUUUGAGCUUGUGAGUUCUUUUAGAAUUCUCAACACAGUGCUCUGGGCAGCUAUUACUAAUGGAUCAGAGUUUAACUAAACCAUCUGACAUCCUGGUCUGAUCUUUGAAAGGUUUCCAUCAUAUAGACCCAAAUGGUGGCUGGGUUUCAUGCUGGCCCAUCCCUGUCUAUCAUGUCCUGGUCUAUGAGAGAAAAUUCCCCUAAAGCCAUUCAUUGGCACAGGACUCCCAAUACUGUGACACACAACCCCCACUUGGGUUUGGGGGGGAGCAAGCGGAAUAGCGGACAUAAAAUGUUUGAGGGAGGUGGGGUUUAUGAGGAUGAACCACAAAAAAGGACUUUUCCACAGCACAGACCUGAACAUUGUAAAUUCCUUUUACAGCUGUUCACUGCCUAGCACACAGUAGGCACACAAUAAAUGGUUGUGGAAUGCAAUAGAAUAGAAUUUAAAUCUGUCUGCUGCCUCCCCUAAGUCCUGAUUUGCACCAAGGAGUACACUUAGGGUUCAUCCUGUGGAAACCAGUAGGAAGGAACUUGAGAUUCAGAGUCUGGAGAGCUGUUGAGUUUUGGCUCCACCAAGAGCUCUGUGACCUUGCGAAGUCACAGAAUCCCUCCCCCUCUCCUCUGCUCCAGAAGGAGUUGGACUAGAGGUUCUCUAAGCCCCUCCUACUUGUUUCUUCCUUGGUUUGCCCUAGGUCAGAGAUCCUCCCCUGGGCAGGUGGUCCAGGAGGGUAAAGAAAGGCAGAUUUUUAGUGGAAGACCAGUCUCCCCCUCCCCUCUUCCUGGGGCAGCUGAGGCUGCCCAUCACUUCCCAUGGCUGCAGGACACUCGAAGGUCCUCAGAUACCGCCCGUUGAGCAGAGCAGAGAUGCGAGCAUGGCGCUGGGAGGUCCCGUGCCUAAGGUCAGGGCUGGCUGUGGGGGGACUGCUGGCGAAGAGCACCAAGCAGUUUCUGCUUGCCAUCCCAUCCCUAACAGGCUACAAGGUGGAACACUGACCGAGCCUGCAGACAACCUCUAUCCGGAAGACUCAUUCGGUGCUGUGUAUCACUAACCGAGGAGACUCCACGGUCUCUCCAGGGAAGCUAGUCCACCUUGGUCCCUCGCCCACCACAUUGAGGAGUAACCCAGAGGGAGCAGCUGCUGCUAGCGACCAUGUCAUUGUAGCUCUGUCCCAGUGUGUGCUCUGGACGAUGUUUACGUGUGAUGCCCUAAAAGCUGGCAGUAGACUCUCUUGACGGCCGCCCACGCCGGGCACGUUGUGCUGUCUGUCUGUGUGCCGGGCUGGCGUUUCCAGAAAUGUCCGGUCCAACCGCUAAGUGGAAUUCUUCAUCUCCUUCCUCAGUCGGUACCAGGCUGAAUCAGAAUCCUCAGUCUUGGGGGUUCUGGUUACCGAAGGAAAAUGCAUCAAAGAGGUAAAGAACAUGAGUGGAUGGAGUGCAGAGAAGGCCCCCACCCGCCCCCGCGUAGCCCAUCACACCUUGCUUCCAAGUGUUGAGUCAAAGAGCCACCGAGCAGGUGUCCACAUCUGCAGCGGGGCCUUGCAGUGUGGCGUGCUGACCGUGUUGGGGGGCGGGGGGGGGGGCGAGGCAGGGCUUGGGGGCAGGAGGAAGAAGGGAGGAGAGCUCUGAGCUGCAGACACUCAGUACCCAAGUCCUGGUGUGGGGAGAGACGCACUAAGAAGGCUGGCAUUGCAUAGAGCCUGUGCUGGGGCAAGUUUUGAGAGUGGCUUCUUCUAGGCGUCUGCAGCAUGCCCGCCCAGGCCACCGAGCGAGUGGUGGGAGGCGGCGGCAGGGAGAGGGUUGGCAUGUGGUCCUUCUGCAGGGACAGGGGAGAACCUCACCCCAGGCCUUGGGCUGCGCUGAAAUCACAGCUGAGCCUUCAGCUUGAGAGAGGGGCCGUCCCAGCCGCAAAGCAGAACCAGCCCCGGACGGCGGGUUGAUCUGACUCCCUGACAUCAAAACUGCAGUCUUUUUCUUACCGUCUGAGAGGUGUCAGUUACCCUCAGAUAGGACUAAGGGAGGAAAUGGGAUGUACAGUAGCAAAUACGGUGAACCUCAUGGUUUCGUUGGCCAAAGAAGAGGGACCCCCUCGUCCCUUCCCACCGAGGCAGGAGUUGGUGCAGUGUUUAAGCUGGCCGCCAGGUCCCGGGGGGUAUUUGCCCACAGAGGUGGGCUCCAGGGCUGUGCGCAGAGUCCGGAGGUACAGGGUAAAUGGAGGGAGAGCUCGGGGGCUGGGAAACCUACAGAAAUGCCCUUGGCUGGGUGGGGGGAGGACCCCCGGGAGCCGGCUGCAGGAUAUCAGGAAGUAGACAGAGCCUGCCUUCGCACUGAACCAAUAAAAGCACUUUGAGAAAACCACAACACUUCAGCCUGGCUCCAUGUUUCUACGCUGGCAAAUGUGGGUCUCCGGCUGUGUGAGGGACUCUCCUAGGGAUUGGGCUGGAGUCGGGAGGGGGGCUGGUCGGCGGGGGGGGGAUCGAGAUUCCCUUCCUAAAUAGUGGCAGAGCCGAUCCUAGGGCCAGCCCUUUGCUGGCCCUUUUGUUGGAGGCCCUAGAGAAAGGGAACAGUGAGUUUAGAUCUUGGUGCCUCUUUUUACGUAUGUUUGAAAAGCUAAAACUGUCGGAAAUGGGUUUACAGAGCAAGUCACCCAACUAUAAGCCAUCUCAGUGAGAAGCCUGAUGUUUCUCACUUGCUGUGUGAUCUGGGGCCUCUCUGUUCCCUUCACUAAUGAAGGAGAGCAUUGGACAGAAUGAGCACCAAGGUCCCUUUCGACCCUGUUAGGCUCAGGUUCCCACCCGGGAGCAUCGGGAAUCGGUCACUCACCUGUGAAACCAAUCUCACCCUCUGGCUGCGCCCAGCUCGAGUCCCGGGUGAGAGAUCUCUGCAGGGCCACCAACCAGCAGUGGAUUCAAACCCACCUGGUCCUGGCCCAGUUCCCUUAUAUGAGGCCAGCUCCCCGGGACAGAUCAAAGCCAUAGUUUCUCACGGGGAUGGUGAGAAGUUCGACCCCAGCUUGGCUAGGUGGCGGUCUCGAAUCUCACAUUAGCCUUGUCAUUGUCCCCACCGAGCAGCUUUUAAUCCGACCGUUGUGACCGCUUGGCUGUUUCUCUCUUGCUCUCAGACGAUACUAGCAAUACACUUGUUUUUGUUUUUUGUUUUUUUCAAAACAGCUUAACUUAGGCACUUUUCACACAUUUCCUUCAAGUGAUUGUAAAACCUCUGGGGCAACGGGAGGCAUUGAUCACACUGCAUGUGUUUAGGGCAGCUUUUGCUUUUUGUUUCUUUAAUAAUCCAGCAGUGGUGGCUGAGGCUUCGAGGUCUUGGGGGACAGGUUUUCAGAUAUUCCGGUUCUUCCGAUACCUUGCAUACCGGAAGCCGCACAGAAAUCCACGUCCCCGAACCGGAGGCUUGGAGAAUAUGGUUUUGUAGGUGGUCCGUCCCUGGGCAGAGCAACACCUCAAAGACGUGUUUCUAUGGUUAAACCCCCUCUGUGCUGUAUGUUUUGUCAAAGGAUCCUGCAAGGAAGCCUAACAGAGCCUCCUUUCCCACUUGGCCAGCCUUGCUCACGGCUGACUUGUGAAGGGAUUGGUCAGCUUCCACCUCGGCCCUUUGCCUUAUCAACGUCUGGUCGCCCUCUAGUGGCCAAAGACUGUAUCCACCAGCUACCCGGAUGGAAGGCAAAUAAAUCCUUUCGGCCACCUUGCUGUCCAACACCAAUUCGGGGAAUUAAAUGUAACGGCCUGAGUGAACUGUCUAUGUGUUUAGAACCCAGUGUAACACCAGUCAGAAGACUCCAGAAGCAACCACUUAGUAGACUGAGAAGCACACUAUAGUUAUUCUUUGGGCAGAGGAGACAGGAGUGGACCCUGUGUCCAGGUGCCCGGGAGGGGUUUACUCUAACUGCAAUACCAGCAGCCCAGCUGCUGACCUUGUUAAGUGAACCUCUGCAAGGUGGCCCGCACUGUACCCUCGGGGCGAGCAAAGAGGUUGGGUGUGAGGAUUCGGGAGCGGUGGGGGGGGGGGGUGCUGGGGGGGCCUGGCCGUGGCCUUUGGUAUGGUCCACUGAAUAGCCAAACAGGUCUUUUGGUUUGUUUUUGUAUUUUGUAUUUAAAAAUUCUUGUCAAGUGUUUUUGUGUUAGGAAUAAAAAGUCAUAAACAAUUCCCAACUUUGUUCCUUGAGGGGUGUUCUGAUUCCGACGGAAACAGGUUGGCGAUCUCAAGGGGUGUGUGGUCAGGGCGGUCAGUGGGACAGGGAGGCGGACCACCCGCAUUUCCAGAUGGUCUCUGGGGAAGAUGACCGUCCAGAAGUCUGGCUCCGUGCAGUCUGCUCUGGAAAUUCACCCCCACCUCCUCGUGCCACGGUGUUAAUAUUGGCUUGGAGGGUCUGCUUCCUCCAGAGGCGGCUGCAGAGGGUGAAACCGACACAAGAUCCCUCUCCCCAACCCCAGGUUUCUAAAGAGACGGUGUCUGUGGCUAGCCUUAAUCGACUGGGCGAGGGGGUCCCUAUGGUCCCUUCCAGCGUUUCCAAAUCUUGGACUCAAAUCCUUUUCUCUUGGUGUGACCAUGCAGCCUAGAGAAUUCUGAGCAAUAGGGAGCCGGGGCUGUCCCCGGCUCUGUGACAGGGUCAAACCAGGGAGUGGCUGAACUUGUCAGGUUUGGGCAUCCCCAGGGGUACUACUGUAGGGGGCAUUAUCUAUUGGGAAGCUCAACAAGGUAACUACAGCCUGGGGUGCGUGAGCGCAAGGCUGUGUGUGUGUGUGUGUGUGUGCCCGCGCACGCCUGUGUUUGUGCGUGUGGACUUACAUUGAUGCAUUUCUUGAGAAAGGUGCAAGAAUUUCACCUACACAGAGGGACACAUCUGCUUUGUUAUUUAUAAUAGAAAAGCUAAAUUUUAAUUUUUUAAAGGACACUGCUAAUGAUUGAGAAUCGAGUUUUUAGUUUUGCUAUUUUUUUUAAUUGGUAGAGGAUUUUUAUAUAUUUUUUCCAUUUUGUUGGGUUGUGUCCUUAUUUAUAUAAAUACUUUAUCUGUAAGAGGCAAGGAAGACACCUUCUUUGCUUUUAAUUAUUGUGGUUGUCAUCGUCCCUAUUUUAUUUCCGGUGUGAUUUAUCUGUCUUACCUUCUAAAUGAGAAACCGUUUUCCUGUAUUUGUACAUUGUCAGAUUCUAUAGUUUCAUAGGUAAUUUAACCAAAUUGCUCUAUGUAUUAUUAUUCUGUGAGUAUAAAGUUCUAUUUUAACGUCUGUAAAUACUUCAGAACUGGCUUCUUUCCUCAGACUCCCACUGUGGGGUUAUUGUUUACAUCACAAAAACUGUAGAAUCUCUAUGCUCAUGUACUGUAAAUAGUGAAGUGAUCUGCUUAUACAUAAACUUAACAAAUACACUAUGGAGAUUAAAAAAGAAAAUACCACCCACA
Molecule: messenger RNA, 10642 nt
Organism: Mirounga angustirostris (Northern elephant seal)
Lineage: Eukaryota; Metazoa; Chordata; Mammalia; Carnivora; Phocidae
Gene: PPARGC1B
Product: PPARG coactivator 1 beta
Exons: 12
Coding region: 128-3205 (1025 amino acids)
Biological process (GO): positive regulation of transcription by RNA polymerase II
Cellular component (GO): nucleus
Molecular function (GO): transcription factor binding; RNA binding
Source: RefSeq, a predicted model, not a curated record